Messenger RNA from Magnolia sinica, 1295 nucleotides. Its product is annotated as expansin-A4. Lineage: Eukaryota; Viridiplantae; Streptophyta; Magnoliopsida; Magnoliales; Magnoliaceae. Gene Ontology annotation, biological process: plant-type cell wall organization. Gene Ontology annotation, cellular component: extracellular region. The record is from RefSeq and is a predicted model, not a curated record. The transcript is spliced from 3 exons. The coding region runs from base 49 to 825 and encodes 258 amino acids.
UCCCUCUCUCUCUCUCUCUCUCUCUCUCUCUCUCUCUCCCCUAUCGAAAUGGCCGCUCUAGGCGCCCUCAUCACCGUCAUUUCUCUUUUGUUUUCGACGCUCGUUGACGCCAGAAUCCCGGGCGUUUACACCGGCGGGGCGUGGCAGAACGCCCACGCGACUUUCUAUGGCGGGAACGACGCUUCUGGAACCAUGGGUGGAGCUUGUGGCUAUGGAAAUCUCUACAGCCAGGGCUACGGUGUAGAGACAGCAGCUCUGAGCACUGCUCUCUUCAACGAAGGCCUCAGCUGCGGGGCGUGUUUCGAGAUAAAAUGCGCCGACGACCCGAAAUGGUGCCAUUCCGGCAGCCCGUCGAUCUUCAUCACCGCGACGAACUUCUGCCCUCCCAACUACGCCCUUCCCAGCGACAAUGGCGGGUGGUGCAACCCUCCUCGCCCCCAUUUCGACCUCGCCAUGCCCAUGUUCCUAAAGAUCGCCGAGUACAGGGCCGGAAUUGUGCCGGUGUCAUUCCGCAGGAUUCCAUGCAGGAAACGAGGUGGGAUCCGAUUCACCAUUAACGGCUUCCGUUACUUCAAUCUGGUCCUGGUCACUAACGUUGCCGGCGCCGGAGACAUUAUCCGUGUCAGCGUCAAGGGGUCGAAGACCGGAUGGAUGAGCAUGAGCCGCAACUGGGGCCAGAACUGGCAAUCCAACGCCGUCCUGGUGGGCCAGGCUCUCUCGUUCAGGGUCACCGGCAGCGAUCGCCGCACAUCUACCUCGUGGAACGCGGUCCCAGCCAACUGGCAGUUCGGGCAGACCUUCUCCGGCAAGAAUUUCAGGGUCUGAAAACACGGAAAGGAAGAAAAUCCGGCCCAGGCGAGUCGGGAUUCCCGCCACCCUUUUUUGGCGCCAGGAUUCGGUUGGGGUUGGUUUUGAAUUUUCGUCGCUAGUUACUUUGAAAGAAAAGGAGGGAGCGUUUGAAUGAGGAAUUUUGGUAGGGGUAUAAAGGGAAAAGAAAAAAGUGUGUUUGGUAAUUUGGUAGGGGUAUAAAGGGAAAAAAGGGGUGUGUUUGGUAAUUUGGUAGGGAUAAAAAGGGGAAAAAGGUGUGUGUGUGUGUGAUAUGAGUGGUAUGAUGAAACCUUUUGACUAAGUUAAAAGUGCAAGGGGAGUGUGUAGUAAGUUCAAAAGCAGUUGAAGUGGUUGCAAAAAAUGUAUGUAGCCCGCAGCUGCGUAUCAUAUAUUUAAUAUAUAAGGUGUAUUUUCAUGCUGUUGGGUUGUAUGAUUGAAAUAUAUAUGGGAUACUUUUAAUUGGGUUA